UUAAUAAAAGACUGAUUAAACUGGUCUCGACAGGAUUUUAGAAACUGCACCAAUACAAGGACUUUCUCAGAUCAGUAAACAAUAUAGUUUCAGUGACAUAACUAGGACAAGGAAAAGGAGAUCAGACAGUAUUCUGCAUCAUCCCAGUUUUUCCUAGCAAAAAGUAGGAAGAAUGUGAAUUUUAAAAUAAUAUGCAUAGAAAUAGAAAAUCUCAUUCAGACUAAUUUGUGACAACACUGAUAACUUUGGUAGUUUCCAAAAAAAGGGGAAUUUUAGAACUAAAUAAAAUACAAUUAUAAACACAAAGCUUUAUAAUCCAUAAAUAGGACUCGUGUCUUUACUUAGUAAUUUACUAUUCAUUGUCUUUAGCCAUUUAUUUAGCCAUUUAGCUGUUUAAUAUUUUAUAUUAAACAGCUAAAUGGCUAAAUAAAUGUGUUUGUGUUAUCAUGCAUCAUUUACUGCUGUGGACAAAUAAGAGGCAACUCCAAUUAAAUCAUAAAUCAGCAUUAUUACAUAUUUUAAGAAAGGUUUCGCCAAAGGAUGUUAUUCAUUCAACAAAAUUGCUUUUACUAAGACUUUAGAUGUUAACGCAAUAAAUGAAAUAUACAAAUGAGACGAUCUCACCUAUGCCCUGCGUGAUCCUGUCACUGAGCUUAACAUGUGAACAUUGCUGUAACUUGAUUUCCAAUACAUUUCAAUCACUCAAUAAAAUUUGUCAUUUAGACAAAAAACUGUCUCGACUAAUUCUUGCCAGGCCAACGUAAGCUGUAAAAAUAUUUUUAAAACAUAUAUGUUAGUAUUCACUCGUUUUUGUUAGCAGUCAGCAUAUGAGACCGUGCGUUUAAAAAAAACACCAAAGCCUGGAGAGGAAGUGACCUCAGCCUUUCUAUGACAGAUUUGCGUGGAGUGGGAAUUUUAAUAUACAGUGAUAUCUAUUUCUCGCUCUAUCCAAAAAGGAUUGUGUAGUAGACAGUGAAUAAAUGACUAGACGCAUAUAUUUGAUAGAAAACAUCAAUAGCAUGUAGACGUUACUACAUUAAAGUAUAUUCAUAUAAUAGUAUGUGCUUAUCGCAUACGUUUUGUAUAAUUUAAGCCGUGUUACACCACGCAUGUAUUACGUUGUGUUAUAACAACAACAAUAACAUUAACAAUAACUUCAGUAAUAAUGUGGUCCCUUUUACUGACAGCUGCCCUCAGUGGUAAGGUGUACGAGGAUAUUUGAAUGCAUCGUUAUUUCCUGUUCCACUGAUGUAUCGCUUGUCCAAGUGAAAGGCACUUCAAUGUAUUUUAGCUUUAAGUGUUUACUCGUCUCUUACGCUUGUUUUUUCAGUCAUCACAAUGUAGUCUGUUUUUCAACAAUGUUUGGUGAACAUUCGGAAGCGACCCGGUGGCUUGGACGUUUAGCGGGAUACGCUAGCGAGUGAGUGACAUGGACAACUCUGUCACAUUGUGGCAGUUCCUUCUGCAGUUACUACUAGACUCGAAUAAUGAGCAACUCAUCUCCUGGACCAAUGACGAAGGGGAGUUCAAGCUGCUGCAGGCUGAAGAGGUGGCCCGGCUGUGGGGUGCCCGGAAGAACAAACCUAACAUGAACUACGACAAACUCAGCCGGGCCCUGCGAUACUACUAUGACAAGAACAUCAUAAAAAAAGUAAAUGGUCAAAAAUUUGUGUAUCGCUUUGUGUCCUACCCCGACAUCCUGAAAGGGGAGGCCGUCACACGGACAGAAGAUGUGGGUGCUGGAGGCAUUCCAUCUCUAACAAGAAGAGACAGCACUUUACAGGAGGGGGAGUCAGGCGACAGAACCAGGCUGGGUGGAGGUACAGCAGCUCUGGGCUCCAGCACCAAACAGUCCAACCGUAAUGACUACAUCCACUCUGGUAUGUACACCUCCUUCACACUCAACUCCCUGCAAAACAGGCGUCAGCUCUUCAAGUCCAUCAAAAUGGAGAACCCAGCAGAGAAGAUGGCUGACAAACGUGGACUUGCUGAUACGGCCCAGAACCAGCAGCUACAGCCCACUGCUCUGCCAACCGUCAUCAAGUUUGGAAUCACCCCACCAAAGCCAGCACCAGCACCUCCACACCAGGUCACCGUGGAGCCCAGUCUGCUCUCCAACCAAGCAGAUUCUCUACAGGCCCCGCCCCUCAGGGUUGGGGACAUCAGCACGCACUCCACGCAGCCAUCCACUACCCACUCAGUGUAUGCAUUUGAAGUGAUCCGUCCAACUGAAUUCACCUUGUCAGACCUGACACCCACCAGUCCCUCACCCAGCCUGGUGCCUGACUCCUCCCAGGAGCUGGUGAUUGACAGCGACAUCGAGUCUGGAUCAUCCCAGCCAGCAGAGAGUCAAGCACAGGACAAGGUGGACAGCAGCCUGGGCCUCUCUGGAGACGAGACCAGCUUGGUGGACGCGGAGACCAGUUCGUCGUCAGUGAGCAGCUCCACCACAGUCAGCACUCAGAGCUCAGGAAAGACACGCAAGCUCCCCAAAAUCCUGCAGAUCAGCCCACCAGCCCUGUUGGUCACCGCCUCCGACUUCUCCCCCUCCAACCUGUGCAGCCCAUCACUGCCCACGGCCUCACUCACACCAGCAAUGUUGCAGACCCCCACCCUGUUGCUGACCCCCAGCCCACUACUGUCCAACAUCCACUUCUGGAGCACGCUCAGUCCAGUGGCCCCCCUCAGCCCAGCUACACGGCGGCAGGGAGGCCAUCUGUUCCAGUUCCCCUCUGUACUCACUCCUGGAUUCCAGAUUCCUGUACACAGUGCUGAUGGGACCAACACACCUGGGCCUAUUUCACCGGACCCUCAGAAGACGUAAAAGUCCAUGUGGUGCAUGGCAACACACACACACACACACACACACAGACUGACCCUGGUUCUUGCUUCCACCUCAGGACACUCAUGUGGAAGCUCAGACAUUUCCAUUCCCCACCGUUCUGGUGCUUUACAGUAUCCUGACAUUUAAACUAACUGCAGAGAUGAUGUCACCAUCGUCAUCAUGAUGACAUCACUUGUUUCAUGUCAUCAUACACCCCAGGCAUGCCUCACUGAUGCCACUGUUCUGUUAGCACUAAGGGUUUGUUUUGGUUUUAACCCAGGCAGAUCCUGAACAAAAAAAAAAAUGGAGGAAUUUCCAUGGCAACGGUGUGUGUGUGCGUGUGUGAACGUGACCCUCAGCAGCUACAGUCGCCUUCACACCGAUACACAAAACAGCUGUAGAUAUUUAAAGCUUUAGAUGUUUUUGUUUUUUUUUAAAUAUAUCUUUAUAUGGUGCAGUGUUCUGGACACAUGGGCCGUCAUCUUCAGUCUGGACAGUUCUCCUCCACUGACACUGACCCUGCUCCUCAGUCUGUGGACCCUGCUCCUCAGUCUGUGGACCCUAGGCUCUCAAUACUUCUUUCAACGAGCAUGUAACACCUGCCUUUGCUUGCUUUAAAAACCUUACGACCUACAGCCAUGUGAAACGAACUUGGGGAACUUUGGGCUCUGGCCCUCUUUUACUGUUUUCUUCUGUGUACUUUUGUACAUCAAUGAUAAACGUGCUCUGAAGGGCAGCGUGGGCAUGUCUGCCUCCAGUCGCUAAGCUUUCAGGUGGAAAUGAAUGAAAGAGAGUGAAGCCAUAACCCUUCUCCAGCGUCCACUCCACAGGUGGCCUCUCACUAAUCAUUUACGUCUUACUGCUGUUGAAGGGCAGCCAAUGUGUUCACAGAUGAAGUAUUUAUUUUUUUAAAUAAGUGGAAAUGUAAAAUUUAAAAAAAAAGAUGGAAUUGUUCACGUUGAGCAGAUUUUAGGAGCUUCAAAGACCAGGGUGAUGCUGUUCGUAUGUUUGCACAGGAAAUCAAAGGGAGGUCUUGACAAGAACUGGAUUAGAAGUCACGACAUAUAAAAAUCUAUUUCUAGCACAAAUAGAAACAGACGGUGGAAUUCUUUCCUCCUGCACCUCAGACACUGACAUUUGUGUUUUAACACCGUCUUAAAGCCACCGGAGUUCCUACAUGCCGGUGCUUUGACCCAACAAGAAGACUAACAAACUGUUAUCUCAGUCCUGGACAGGUGUGUGUGUGUGUGAUGAGAUGUUACCUGCCUUAUACCUGCAACAACAUUCAGGAUUAACACAGUGAAAAUAGACUUUUCCUCGUUCAUCACAGGAGGUUGGUUAAGAACGGUUGUCGUCAAAUGUUAGAAAUAGGGGAGGGGGGGGACCGAACCAAGUCGAACGUCAGAACUUUAAUCUUCAUUUACGCUUUCUUUGCUCGAGUCUUUGUUUUAGUCUGUGUUUACUGUGUCAGUGAUUUGAAAAACCAUAAUCAUGUCACCUUUGACCUGCGAGUGAUCGAACAACUCUGACUUCAAGCACUUCGAUCCUUUGGGGUUUUUAGCCAUGAAAGAAGUCAACAAACAUUGAAGCCAUAAUGAGACAAAUAGCUACGAGUUUAAACUUAAACGAUUCACAUCGCACCUAAUACAGGUGUGUGUGUGUGUGUGUGUGUCAGUCAACUGUCACUCUCUGACCCAGUACUGGUUGAUUAAGAAAUGAUGUGGCAAAGGGGAACAUUAUGUUAUUAUCAACUUAUCUGACAGAAGUGACCUUGACCCUGACUUUGACCAUCACAUACAUACAUACAUACAUACAUACAUAAAUACAUACAUACAUACUGUGCCUUAUCACUGCCAAGUCACUCCAGCAGAAUAGUUGGUGUCCCCCCACCCCAGCCCUCCAGGUUCAUCCUACAGACAUGUUCUCAUACCAUAGACCAGUGGUUCCCAACCCUAACAUUUGACAACUCUCGCAGAAGGGGGGUCAUUCCAAAAAAAAAUCUUUUUUUAAGUUUUGUGUAAAUAUGAAGCGUUAUUUUUUAUUGUGUCAACAUGUGGGAGAAAUGGGUCCUAUGUGCGAUGGGUGGGUGGGCCACAGAAAAUAAUUGGGAACUACUACAACGGGCUAAAUCAGGAGUGAGACCACGUACUGCAGCUCCUGUUUUUAUUAGGCCGUACCCCUACGCCUCCCAAAAAAAAACUGUUCAUCAAUAUUUGUUAGAUAUAAAGGAAGAAAGCUACUCUGAUGAUAUCAAUAUCUGUACUGCUUUGUUUAAUCCUGUAUUUUCUGUAACUGAUGUCAAUUAUUGUCUAUUUUUCUACGACAGGGGAGACGGGUGGGCGGGGGGGGGAUCUGCUGUUUUAAUCAUCUGCUUCAUUUAUCUUUGUCUCCAGGAGGGGGCUGUGCUAUGCUUCUAUUGUUUUUAUUUUUAAGGAAAUCAAAGCCUUAGGUGGGGGGAUGUGAACCUAUGUUUUUAUACGUCUGUGUUUUGAUAUGGUGUUGAUGUUGUACCUGCAGAUGUUGUGAUCAAACGUUUGCACUUAAGAAAAAAAAAUGGGGGCAGUUGCUUUUCUAUGACGUGUUUCCUCUGGUGACGCCUUUGUUGACAUUUGCAUACAGAGUAAAGUAUAUUUUCCCAAAGGGA
This is a messenger RNA of Cynoglossus semilaevis (tongue sole), 5468 nucleotides long. RefSeq names its product ETS transcription factor ELK4 (gene elk4). The coding region runs from base 1430 to 2824 and encodes 464 amino acids. Gene Ontology annotation, molecular function: sequence-specific DNA binding; DNA-binding transcription factor activity, RNA polymerase II-specific. The record is from RefSeq and is a predicted model, not a curated record. Gene Ontology annotation, biological process: regulation of transcription by RNA polymerase II; cell differentiation. Lineage: Eukaryota; Metazoa; Chordata; Actinopteri; Pleuronectiformes; Cynoglossidae. Gene Ontology annotation, cellular component: nucleus. The transcript is spliced from 5 exons.